This is a messenger RNA of Dissoconium aciculare CBS 342.82, 1604 nucleotides long. RefSeq lists its product as uncharacterized. The transcript has a single exon. Gene Ontology annotation, cellular component: nucleolus. The record is from RefSeq and is a predicted model, not a curated record. The coding region runs from base 163 to 1146 and encodes 327 amino acids. NCBI's taxonomy places the organism in Eukaryota, Fungi, Ascomycota, Dothideomycetes, Mycosphaerellales, Dissoconiaceae.
CGAGCAUCUGACAUAAGAGGCGAUAAGGGACCUCGGCGCGGGCCGACAACGCUUAUCGGCAGAUUCAAGUCGAAAUCUUGGCAACGAAGAUCUGAAAAAGUUCCAAGCCCGGUGUUAAUUCCGAGCAAACAUCAAUCCACACAUUCAACAAAAGUCGUCGAUAUGAAGGUCGGAAAGCCCAAAUCAAAGCGUGUGCCCGUACGUCUGCGUCACAAGAUCCAGAAAGCGUCUGCGUCAAAGCAGAGGAAAGAGCGCAAAGAAGCGAAAAAGAGCCCACAAUGGAAGUCACGACUGAAGAAGGACCCUGGCAUUCCAAACCUGUUCCCCUACAAAGAUAAAAUCCUGGCAGAGAUCGAAGAUGGCAGGCGAAAAAAGGAAGAAGACGCGCUGAAGAGGCGGGAAUUGGCCAAGGCGCAGAGACUGGGCACAGCCGUUGCAGACAGCAAGACGGCCAGAAAUGUCGAACAGGACGAGGAUGAUGAGGACGAAAUUCUCGGAGAGGUGGAAGAUGACGGAGAUGACGAUGACGACGAAGAGAUGGAUGUUGAAUCAAAUGCGAACCCUAUGGCCGCUCUGUUGGCAUCCGCGCAAGCGCGAGCCCAGACCUACACCAAAGAUGACGCGGAGGAAGACGAUGAAGACGAGGAGGACGACAACGAAGAUGGCGGAAUAGAUUUAAGUGCCGCUAAAGGCAAGAGAUCCGCCAACAAACCUAACCAAGCGCAAGAACCAAAACACAAAGCGCUUCCCAAGGAGGCGCUAGCAGACCCCGUCAAAGCUGUGACGACUCUCAUCGAUCGCCUGCAAAAGACCCAGGACGGCGUGCAGCAACUACUAGAUUACUAUCAGAUCCCGCCGCUCGUAACAGCAGGCAGCGAUGUGACGUCGCGCUUCCUCGUCGAUGUUGCGCGCAAGCGGGGACGGCUGGGCCGCGGUGGUGUACCCAAUCUUCAUGCUGCGGCAUACACAGUUCUGGGAGAUUUGAACGACGAGAGACUACGACUGCCGGCGCUGGAUGAGAUCAAGUCGACGACGACAUCGACAAAGACAACGAUCGCGGCGGGCAGCAAGAGUGAUGUGCAGAUUGUGACUAAAAUGGCAGAACCAUUCCGAAUUGAAGGAUUAUUUGGUGAUGGGGCGAAGUGAGCGAGACGAUGAUGAUCGAUGAUAGUUGUGCCGGUCGAAACUCUCCUUCUGAAGCGCUGCAAUUCUUCUCUCCCUUCCUCUCAGCUAUUGCACGCCACAGAGCCAUGUCUAAGAAAUGAAGUCCACACUGAAUUUAUGCCUCCGUAUCUGAGUCUACAUGUGCUUUUCGCUUGCCCUUUCACAGUCCGCCUGCGCGCUUCUAUGCUUUUAGUACAGUAGCAUCCGGCCAUCGCUUCCGUGCACCGCUCAGGUACGCAUCUUUAGCAUCCUGGGUCGCGCCCAACUCCGAGAGCAAUUCCUGGCCCUCUUGUACUUCGCGUAACGAAAGCUUCGGGAGGCUCAAAGUUGACUGUAUGUUCUCAACGCUUUUGGACUUGAUGUUCGCAUCGUCUGGUGAUAAUGCUUGUCUCACGCGGACAACUGAAUGAACAUGUGAAGCGCUCUUGCUGUGAGAUUGG